AUGUCCUCUCCCCCCAGCAAUUUGUUCUACAAUUCUAUCACUCGGCUACGCAAAGUCCAGCAGGCCUUGCGUUUGAGAUACAUCGUGGACGACAAGCUAGAAACAACCGACAAAGCUGAUCGACUGUUCUGCCCUGGGAUGUAUCUCCAAAGCGAAAGGGCGACUUUUAAUACAGACGAUGCGAAACAAUCAGAUCCGUCCAAUAUACACCAGCGCAAAAGCCACGGAGCUCUUUCCCGUCUCUUAUUCCCAGGUCUUGACCUUCAGAACAUGUCGCGGGCCAAGAACAGGACGUAUAAGCUCCAGACGUUCGUUGUCCACGAUGAGGAGCAGCCCAUCGCCAGCCGCGAAAACUCUUGUGGCGAGUUACCUAUUCCCGCCGAGUCAGAUAGACUAAGGGGCCGACGUGCUCUAUCGCGCGUCUUUCGCCCUCCACCUCACCGCCUUCACACCCUCAACAACGGAGUGCCUCUACACGAAGCGGUCUCCCAAUUUGACAGCACAAAUCCUUUACAGCGUGGACCAUAUAACCAAUGGACUGACAAGGAGCUCAAUCUGGUGUGCUAUCUUCGAUACAUCCGUCAUUGGCCCUUUUCAAAUAUCCAAAAGGCGAACUUUCCACUACUUUCCCAACACGCAGUCGGCGCGGCCUAUAGGAAUUUACCUCCGGAAGAGCGCACACGCCGGGCGCUCGCUGCUGUGCCCGUCAUUGCCGAGUCCCGGGGCACCACAGGACGCAACUCUCCAAGUCAAACGCAGCCGGUAUUCUCAAAUCCGGAACGGGGACCAAUUCACCUUAGCUCCACAAAUAUCGAGAUCGGACUUACACCGUCGACCUCAAAUAGCAAUACCUCAAAUCGGUACAAUCUCCGACCAAACAGACCAACAUCUUUCGCAGAGCGAAAGCCACAAUAUAUGGUGGACCGCGUCCAUUUUCCUCACUUCUUCGAAUCGUAUAGCAAUCAUCUCAAGCCAUACGACCUACCGGACAGUGAAUACGUUCCCCCUUCGCAUACACCUACCCCAAGCUCGUCGGAAUAUUCCCACUCCGUCAACUCUACUCAACCAAGCGCGGCCUCGAGUCUCGAAUUAUUUGGUCUGGAGCCUCGAUCUCCUGAACUAUCGGACUACACGCCUUCUGUCCACUCGAUCCGCUCGAAUGACACGAUGGAUUCAAAUAAAUUCGAACAGAUAGGCUUGAGCUCAUUUUACAAUGCCAUACCAACACUUGAUAAUGCCAACGACUGGUCUCAGUGGAAUCAGAAGGUCAAGGAGUUUCUCCGAAUCUCCCCUGUGGCUAAAGAUGGAACGAUCCCACCUGUGGAAGGGGAGGAGGAGCAGCAAUGGUCUCACCGCCAGACAUUUUACUCGUCAAUGAUCGCGGCAAAACUGACCCACAACGCGGCUCAGCGGAUAAACGCCUUCGAAAUCACUCGAGUCCAAACUCUAAUCAAAGCGGUGAAAGAAAACUUCAAGCCGGAAGGUUCAGGAACAUACGUCAAUCUUCAGAGGAGGUACAUGUCACUUACCCGAGCAAAAUGUGGGAGUGCACAAGCCCUCGGGGCCGAGAUCAGAAAGAUCCAUGCCGAGAAACUUUUACUCGACCCCGCAUGUGUCACUUCUGAGAUUGAACGAACCUUCUUUUUCCUCCAUGCCUUAGGUCCAGAAUAUGAAAGCUUCCGUGACCAUGUCUUCAGGCAAAUGGACAUUGUCAAUGAUAGAGACGAGAACGGAAAUAUCACCAAAGCAGCCCCUACAUUCGACUACAUUGAGAACAAGGCCAUUGAGGAGGAACAUAGGAAAGGACAGCUGAGCAACCAAUCCGCAGAUGCAAAUGCGCUUCCUGCCUUCAUACUCAGCCAAAGCCUUGGAAACAAGAAAGUCACACCGUCUUCAGAUGGGAAAACAUGCCGGAUCGAGAUCGACAAUGUCCCUUUCUGUAUUUUCUGUCGAAAACCCUAUCAUAGGGAGCCUCAAUGUUUCAAGAAGAACCCCAACCUGAGGGAUCAAGAAAAGGAGAGAAGAAUACGCCGGCCAAGAUCCAACGAUGCAUACAAGGACUUUCGUAAGCCAUCUAAGAGGCGGGCCAGUACGGACCAUGAAGACGACGAUUCAGAAGGACCGAGAGACCCCAAAAGACCGACGUUCAUGGCGACACAAGCCUCGAAACAAGAUGUCAAUGCAGCAUUCGGAGCCGAAGUUGAAGGAAACGUGGCCACCUUUGACUAUAUUCCCAGUAUGAUGGCCACGAAAGCUCUCUCGAUCAGUGACGCCUGGAUCGUGGACAGUGGGUGCGCUCAGCACGUCUGUAACAAUGCCUUGAGAUUCGUAAAGAUGGACAAGUAUGAUGGCCCACCGUUGAGAAGCGUCGAUACCUCAACGGCCCCUUCCGGUAUAGGAGUUGCAAAUGUCCUGUGCAAUGUACGAGGAAGAAAGAAAUGGCUGGUAUUAGAUGACGUUCUGUUCGUCCCAACUGCGCAUGCGAAUCUCAUAUCUGUGCUGCAACUUCUCAAUCGGGGAGCAAAGAUCGAUUUCUCAAGCAAUGGCGCCAUUAUUCGAAAUAAAUCAGAUGGGAAAAAUCUGUUCACCGCGAGCCAAUAUCAUGGAGUCUACGCACUCGACCUAUGGGCCAAACCUGCUUUUCCAGCCUACCAUGUCAGCUCGCAAUCGGCACUCUGGCACAAUAGGCUCGCUCACAUGAGCGGUGCGAAUAUACAACGACUCAAGAAGCAAGCUCACGGCAUUCGGGAUGAUGCGCCACGCCAACCUUGCAACCCAUGCCUCCAGGGGAGAAUGAUUGAAACCCCACAUCGCCGUUCAGAAGCAGGCAAAAGAGCCAAAUACGCCAUGGAGCUCCUGCAUAUCGAUGUUGCAGGACCGUUUGAGGAGGGCCUUGAUGGUAGCCGCUACUGGCUGACCAUUGUUGAUGACUGUACUGGAUGGGUUGAGAUCGUUCCCAUACCACGACGGCAAGAACACGUCGUUGAGUCCUUGCGGUACUUCCUCGACCACAACGAGCGCCCUGAGCGCAAAUGCAGGCGGAUUCGUCUUGACCGGAUCCCGGAACAAGUGGGAGAAGAAAUGAAAUUUACCCUCUUCUCAAGGGCAAUCCAAGCCGAAGUCACGGGCGUCGACCAGCACCAGCAGAAUGGGGUAGCUGAAAGAGCCCACAGAACAAUUUACGAUCGAGUUGGACCAACGCUCGCACAUGCGAAACUACCGCCCAAAUUCUGGCCGGAGAUUGCGCGGACUGCGGCCUUCCUCUCGAAUCGAUCACCAUCAUCCAAACGCAACAUGACUCCGUAUCAAGCUUGGUAUGGUGACAAGCCUGACCUGUCACGGCUGAGAGUCAUAGGAUCCAAGGGAGAGUAUCUAAUCCCACCCAAACAGAGAAAGAAGUUAACGGGACCAAGAACAAGGCCAUGUCUACUGCUGGGAUACGAAGGAAAUACAAACUAUCGCAUCCUGCUAGAAGACGGCAGAAUCAUUGGUACGCCAAAUGCAGAAUUUCAUGAAGUCCUCAACACUCCUUCCACGCAGACCAGAGAAGACGUGGGAGCCAAACAGCAGAGCUUUCCUGUGGCAACGGCUACUGCCGCAGGGGGGAGUGAGACGGUGGGACUAAUAAACCAACCGUCGGCCAGUAUGCGACAUGCAUCCGUGCCAGCCUCGGGACGUCAAAUCUCCCUGGCGCCACAAGGGCAAAUACAGCCUAGAUCAAGGGACGACAUAGUGCAAGUGCAUCUGCCUCCGUCGAGUGAUAAUAACUCGCAGCCCGCCGCUGCUGGACAAGGAGAUAUAACCUUUUCGCCUACACGGAGUGACGAUACCUUCGGACCCUUAUCACCUGCUUCACAGGAUUCCGUCCUUAGGAUUGACUCACCACCCGGUAGCGACCAGCAACAAGGCGAUGCUCAGCAAGGGCGAAUCCCAGAUUGGCUAGAUUGUUCCGAGCUACGGGAGGGUGGCGCAAAACACAUAGUGCAACAAGCUUCACUGGAACGCCACCCAGAACUCAAGCUCCGUGACACACAAACGUUUCAAGACACACCUGGUGAUGACCAAGAAGAACUCGUAUUGAUGAAUAUCCCUGACAAGAAUGUCAUUCCGACCUUCCUGACCGAAAAAGGAAUGAGCGAAGAGUUACAAUCACUCAAACAAAACAAAACUUGGGAAAUGGUUGACCCUCCCAAGGAUCGCCGAGUCCUGAGCGGGAAGUGGAUUUUCAAGCUCAAACGAAGACCAGGCGGAGAAAUCGUUCGCUACAAGUGCAGAUGGGUAGUCAGAGGUUUCACCCAAGAAGAAGGUGUCGAUUAUGAUCAGACAUUUGCUUCCGUGGUCAAACCAAUGAGUUACAAAGCCCUGUUCGCAACUGCCGCAGCCCUGGAUCUCGAGAUCGAACAAAUGGAUGUCAAAACAGCGUUCUUAUACGGCGAGGUAGACCAUGAGAUCUAUGUUGAACAGCCGCAUCACACUACAGACGGCACAUCGAGGGUCUGCAAGCUUCGAAAGGCACUCUACGGUCUGAAGCAAGCACCUCGUAUCUGGUAUCAGACGCUUACCAAUUUCCUUCGGGAUCUUGGCUUCGAGCCCAUCAACGCCGAUCUCAGUAUCUUUGUUCGGAGCAGCAUGUACAUUGCAGUGUACGUGGACGACCUCUUGAUCAUCGGACCAAGCAUUGCAGAGAUAAAGAAGAUCAAGAGGAGCCUCAGAAAUCGUUUUCAUAUGACAGAUCUUGGCCCCUGCAGCUACUACCUCGGCAUGACCAUCCGGCGAGAUCGGCAGAACAGAAUCCUCUAUCUCAGCCAAGAGGCUUACGUGCACAAAGUCCUUCAACAAUUCGGAAUGUUAGAUUGUGCACAAGUCAGCACGCCUAUAGACACUUCACCUCUACCAGAAAGCGGUCCUGAAUACAUCUGCCCGUCGAAUGUAAAGAACGAGUACCAGCGUGUGAUCGGAUCGCUGAUGUAUAUCAUGCUUGGGACUAGAGGCGAUAUCGCAUACGCUGUCUCAGCGGCAAGCAGACACUUGGCAAAUCCUGGUCCACAACAUAUGAAGCUCGCCCGCCGAAUCCUUCGAUAUCUCAAAGGCACCAAAUCCCUCAGUCUUGCGUAUAAAGGUCAGCUCCAGAUGCUCCGUGGCUUCACGGAUGCAGAUUGGGCUGGGUGUCACCAGACAAGACGGUCGACGGCAGGAUAUCUUUUCAACAUUGGAAGUGGAGCAAUCAGCUGGCAAUCAAAGCGCCAGAACAUUGUUGCCCUGUCUACCUGCGAGGCCGAAUUCAUGGGCCAGACGCAAGCAACCAAGGAAGCCAUCUGGCUGAGAAGGCUCCUCCACGAGCUGAACAUGGGCCAGGGAAAAUGCGCAACGAUUAUCUGCGGCGACAACCAGGGAGCCAUUGCGCUGGCCUCAAACCCUCAAUAUCAUUCGCGUACAAAGCAUAUGGAAAUCCAGCGAAAGUGGCAAGGAGAAGUCCAAGACGCCGGGACAGUGGAACUCAACAAUCCCCUGCAAAGCACGUUUGUUGACGCAGAGCUCGUCCUGCGAAGCACCUUUUUACACUCGCGGGGCUCAGGGCAGCGAGGGAGCACAUUUGUUGACGCAGAGCCCAUCCUGCGAGGCACACUUGAUAACGCAGAGCCCAUCCUGCGAGGCACAUUUGGUAACGCAGAGCCCAUCCUGCGAGGUAGUCUUGUUUUCGCAGCACCUCCCAGCGAGGAUUAUUGUUGA
This is a messenger RNA of Penicillium arizonense, 5730 nucleotides long. RefSeq lists its product as uncharacterized. Gene Ontology annotation, molecular function: nucleic acid binding. The transcript has 10 exons. The coding region runs from base 1 to 5730 and encodes 1909 amino acids. The record is from RefSeq and is a predicted model, not a curated record. Gene Ontology annotation, biological process: DNA integration. NCBI's taxonomy places the organism in Eukaryota, Fungi, Ascomycota, Eurotiomycetes, Eurotiales, Aspergillaceae.